AUGGCUGGCUGGCUGAUGAUCGCCGGGAGUUUGUCCCUCAACUAUGUCCUGUUCUCUGGCGGCGUCAUCGUCCUGCUCGCCUACUACCUGUUCCCAAGGUCGACUCCUCAACCUAUUCCCGCUCGACGGCCCAUCGUGAUCGAGGAGGACGAAGAAAAAAAAUACACACGCCGGCCCGGAGGUGUUGGACCUUCGGGUCCUCGGACGCUGCGACCCGGAAGACGGCAGGGAGACGGUGUACAUCGCCGCUGCCUGCGGUUCCACAACAUCGAGGAGACGCUCAAGACGGCGCUGAUCAUCGACGGCGUCGCGGAGGAUGGGAUCGACACCUCGGGCUCCCACGUCUUCUGCCAAUUCGAGGCGGGAACGGCAUCUGUCCGUACGACGUGCCCGGUGAAGAAGGGGACACGGCUGAUCGGGGUGCUGAGCUUCAAGCUGCCCGCAGAGGCCGCCGGACUUCUGGUGAAACUGGCGAAGGAGAUGGCCGACGACCCGGAGGGGUUCAUGGGCAAGAUGGCCAUUGAGAGCAUCGCCGACGUGCCCAUCGACAAAUACGAGACGCGCUACAUCCAGUUCCACCGCCUCGGCUACUACAUCUGCGUCAAGGGCCCGGACGUGCCGCUCCCCACCCGCCGCGCUCGACUCGACAGGGUGGCCGAAGUCUGGAAACGAGCCUGUCGCGAGCAGGACAUUGCGCUUUUCCGCGUGGUUGUCUUCCACAUCGACGCGUACCACGCCACGUGGUUCACCAGCGAUUUCCUGCUCGAGAUGCCGGACGACAUGGUGGUGCUCGGGCACAUUGCGCUCGAGACGUACAAAAUGGUGGCGCCCACAAUGGAUGCCCUCGUCAACGAGACGCUGAAGCCGGGGGUCGUGCCCGACGGGGCGGGCGGAUGGUGGGCCGAGAAGAUGAUGGUGACACCCAUUCGACUUCCCGAAGUGGAAGUACGACCCGGCGGCGAGGAAGGCCUUUUGGGACGUGGAACUGAUACCGCGGCCGGGUGGCUGGUGAAUUUGAGGUCUCGUUCC
Messenger RNA from Mesorhabditis spiculigera, 1029 nucleotides. Lineage: Eukaryota; Metazoa; Nematoda; Chromadorea; Rhabditida; Rhabditidae. The record is from the annotation of a GenBank genome assembly.